Molecule: messenger RNA, 1619 nt
Organism: Zingiber officinale
Lineage: Eukaryota; Viridiplantae; Streptophyta; Magnoliopsida; Zingiberales; Zingiberaceae
Product: ISWI chromatin-remodeling complex ATPase CHR11-like
Exons: 8
Coding region: 726-1550 (274 amino acids)
Biological process (GO): nucleosome organization; regulation of transcription by RNA polymerase II
Cellular component (GO): chromatin; nucleus
Molecular function (GO): ATP-dependent chromatin remodeler activity; chromatin binding; ATP hydrolysis activity
Source: RefSeq, a predicted model, not a curated record
CCUCUCUUCCCUCCGGCGAACGUUCACUGUGCUUAGGGUAGAGCAGGCGCAUCAACUCUCUUCUUCAUCUGCAUCGCCAAGCUACCCUUUGCUCAGCCGAUUCCCUUGCUAUUGGGUUCACCUGCAAGUAAUCCUCGCGCGCUGAUCUCUUCUCGCUAUCAGAAGGUCCUUUCUUAGGUUCUUCUCCACUGAUUAUCUUCUCUUGUCGUUCUUUGUUUACUCGGUAAUGUUGAACUUGAGCUCUUGGGGAUCUUAGUUAAUGGUUGCCUGUGGGUGGGAAAGUUGCUCUUUUUUUGUCUUCUUGUUGUAGUGUUUUAGGGCUUUGUUUCUGAGGUGAUGGUUCUUGGUGUUAGGGAUUCUUGGUGAUCUAUUUUCUCCCUUGUGAUCGGCAGUUUUGAUGGAUAUACAUUGUUUCUUUAAUUCUUUCAGGUGUCAGUUAAACUUCGAAUUGUAGAGCAAGUUUUCCUUUUAAUUCUGUCUAUUGUUGGUUCAGGAUAGAUUCUAAACAUGAGCCGUGUCUUUCAAGAGAAGAAUGUAAGUGAUCAAUAUAAUUGUCCGGAUAGAUGGGUGAAAUUAUUUCAUCUGCUGUAUGAUUUUAGAUGAGAAUGAUGGUGGAUUUAAGGUCAAGGUGAGCGUCAUAAAGAAAACGUGUAAAUGUUAACCACAGAGUAAACACCUUGACUCUCCCAACCACACGCGAUCUGCUUGUCAAGUAUGCACUGAGGAUGGCAAUCACUUCCUACUCUAGGAAGAAUAUGAAACAUAGAAAAGGGGGAAAAACUUUGUCCCAAGAAACAAAGGUAGCAGUGAUCAAAGAACCUGGGCCACCUUAUACAACUGGAGAAAAUCUUAUUACAAAUGCAAGAAAAAUGGUCCUGUUAGAUAAGCUGUUGCCUAAACUGAAGGAACGAGAUUCCAGAGUUCUAAUAUUUUCACAGAUGACUAGACUUCUGGACAUACUGGAAGAUUACUUGCUAUAUCGUGGUUACCAAUAUUGCCGGAUUGAUGGGAAUACUGAGGGAGAAGAACGGGAUGCUUCCAUUGAAACAUUUAAUCAACUUGGAAGCCAAAAGUUCAUUUUCUUACUUUCUACAAGAGCUGGUGGAUUGGGAAUUAAUCUUGCUACAGCAGAUGUUGUCAUUCUCUAUGAUAGUGACUGGAAUCCACAAGUUGAUUUGCAAGCACAGGAUCGUGCUCAUAGAAUUGGGCAAAAGAAAGAAGUUCAAGUGUUCCGUUUCUGUACUGAGUUUGCAAUUGAGGAGAAAGUGAUAGAGAGAGCAUACAAGAAGCUUGCACUUGAUGCCUUGGUUAUUCAACAAGGACGAUUAGCAGAACAGAAAACUGUUAAUAAAGAUGAACUUCUACAAAUGAUUAGAUUUGGUGCUGAAAUGGUUUUUAGCUCCAAGGAUAGUACAAUAACUGAUGAGGAUAUCGAUCGUAUCAUAGCUAAAGGAGAAGAAGUGACUGCUGAACUUGAUGUGAAAAUGAAAAAGUUUACCGAGGAUGCGAUAAAGUUUAAGAUGGAUGACAGUAUGCUGAUUCCUUUUUGAUAGCAAUUCCUAGAUAUUUCCUUGGAUGACUUAUGUAAUUUCUGUUUUUUGUUACAGCUGCUGACUUGU